AUUGAAUACUCGUGUGGUGCACUCGUCUACCCUAAGUGCGCAGCUGCAAAAGGGGGCGGAGCAAAGUGAGGGGUUGACGUCGAGGGUCAAGGAAACACAGACCUGCAGGGGAAAGCGACCCACAACCCUCUCGGUUACAGCAAAGGAUGGCGGCCGUCAAGCUCUUCUACUUCGAUGGUGCUGGUCGCGGAGAGAUCAUCCGUUUGGUGCUGUCGGCUGCCGGAGUCGAAUUUGAUGAUGUGAGGUUCAAACUGGAAGACUGGCCCAAGUACAAACCAGAGGCACCGUUUGGCCAGUCGCCAUUCAUAGAUUACAAUGGGAAGAAAUAUGCACAGAGUGUGGCAAUAGCCAACUUCUUUGCCCGGGAGAACGGUCUGUAUGGCGCCAGCAACCUGGAAGCAUUCCGCAUUGAUGAAGUGGUGGGACUAGUGCAGGACCUCUUCACGUGUAUGAUCCCAUUCUUCUACGAGAAGGACCCUGCGAAAAAGGAGGAACUCAGAGCCGCGAUGGUGAAGAACGACGCCCCCAGAUUUUUCGGCUUCUUCCAGAAGCUUCUUCAGGAGAAUGGAACUGGAUACCUGGUAGGCAACAAGCUGUCACUCGGGGAUCUGAUAAUCUACGACAUAGCCACACAAAUUCGGAAAUCCUUGGAAUACGACGCGGCCGCCGACUUCCCGGAAAUCAAGACUUUAGUGGACAACGUCGAGGGCAACGAGAACAUCAAGGCCUACAUCGACAGCAGGAAAUGAGAAUCGAGUCUUUUUGUUUUCACCUUAACAUACAAAUAGUAACCUGUGUUUAAAGGUAGUCUCAAAGCUUACUGUUAUACAUAAUACCCAAGUUCUGCAUAAACAUAACAAGCUCGCCAAUGUUUCCGACUUUCCAAGAAUAAGAUGUUGCCAAACUGUCCUUAUAAGUGUUUCAUCCGCUUUACUAAAAGCAAACCUUUUCUUUGCCAACGUCGAACAUGAGAAUUAAAAAAAAAUCCUAAAUAA
Pomacea canaliculata is the source of this 995-nucleotide messenger RNA. Its product is annotated as glutathione S-transferase 1-like. Gene Ontology annotation, biological process: glutathione metabolic process. The record is from RefSeq and is a predicted model, not a curated record. The transcript is spliced from 5 exons. Gene Ontology annotation, molecular function: glutathione transferase activity. NCBI's taxonomy places the organism in Eukaryota, Metazoa, Mollusca, Gastropoda, Architaenioglossa, Ampullariidae. The coding region runs from base 147 to 749 and encodes 200 amino acids.